Choloepus didactylus (southern two-toed sloth) is the source of this 8294-nucleotide messenger RNA. It is a transcript of the gene UHMK1, whose product is annotated as U2AF homology motif kinase 1. Bases 162 to 1421 code for a protein of 419 amino acids. Gene Ontology annotation, cellular component: neuronal ribonucleoprotein granule; nucleus. The record is from RefSeq and is a predicted model, not a curated record. Lineage: Eukaryota; Metazoa; Chordata; Mammalia; Pilosa; Megalonychidae. The transcript is spliced from 8 exons. Gene Ontology annotation, molecular function: ribonucleoprotein complex binding; protein serine/threonine kinase activity; ATP binding. Gene Ontology annotation, biological process: positive regulation of translational initiation; regulation of protein export from nucleus; peptidyl-serine phosphorylation.
UUCCGGUGUCAUGGCGUCCUGAGGUCCCGGUAGUUGGUGAGGCGGCUGCAGGCACCUCCCUGCGGCGCCGCUCGUCCGGCGGACGGGGAUGUGACCGCGGGUCUGCCGGCCUGCCCGGGGCGUCACGUCAGCUCCCGUGUCAGCGCACUCAGUUCACAUCAAUGGCGGGGUCCGGCUGCGCGUGGGGCGCGGAGCCGCCGCGGUUUCUGGAGGCCUUUGGGCGGCUUUGGCAGGUACAGAGCCGCCUGGGCAGCGGCUCCUCGGCCUCGGUGUAUCGGGUGCGCUGCUGUGGCACCCCUGGCUCGCCCCCCGGCGCCCUCAAGCAGUUCUUGCCGCCUGGAACCACCGGGGCUGCAGCCUCGGCCGCAGAGUAUGGUUUCCGCAAAGAGAGGGCGGCGCUGGAACAAUUGCAGGGUCACAGGAACAUCGUGACUUUGUAUGGAGUCUUUACAAUUCACUUCUCUCCAAAUGUGCCAUCACGCUGUCUGUUGCUUGAACUCCUGGAUGUCAGUGUUUCGGAAUUGCUUUUAUAUUCCAGUCACCAGGGUUGCUCCAUGUGGAUGAUACAGCAUUGUGCCAGAGAUGUCCUAGAGGCCCUUGCUUUUAUUCAUCAUGAGGGUUAUGUCCAUGCAGACCUUAAACCACGUAACAUAUUGUGGAGUGCAGAGAAUGAAUGUUUCAAACUCAUUGACUUUGGACUUAGCUUCAAAGAAGGCAAUCAGGAUGUAAAAUAUAUUCAGACAGAUGGGUAUCGGGCUCCAGAAGCAGAACUGCAAAAUUGCUUGGCCCAGGCUGGCCUGCAGAGUGAUACAGAAUGUACCUCAGCUGUUGAUCUGUGGAGCCUAGGAAUCAUUUUACUGGAAAUGUUCUCAGGAAUGAAACUGAAACAUACAGUCAGAUCUCAGGAUUGGAAGGCAAACAGUUCUGCUAUCAUUGAUCACAUAUUUGCCAGUAAAGCAGUGGUGAAUGCCGCAAUUCCAGCCUAUCACCUAAGAGACCUUAUCAAAAGUAUGCUUCAUGAUGAUCCAAGCAGAAGAAUUCCUGCUGAAAUGGCAUUAUGCAGCCCAUUCUUUAGCAUUCCUUUUGCUCCUCACAUUGAAGAUCUGGUGAUGCUUCCUACUCCAGUGCUAAGACUUCUGAAUGUAUUGGAUGAUGAUUAUCUUGAAAAUGAAGAGGAAUACGAAGAUGUUGUAGAAGAUGUAAAAGAGGAGUGUCAAAAAUAUGGACCAGUGGUAUCUCUGCUUGUUCCAAAGGAAAAUCCUGGCAGAGGACAAGUCUUUGUCGAGUAUGCGAAUGCUGGUGAUUCCAAAGCUGCUCAGAAAUUACUGACUGGAAGGAUGUUUGAUGGGAAGUUUGUUGUGGCUACAUUCUACCCACUGAGUGCCUACAAGAGGGGAUAUCUGUAUCAAACUUUGCUUUAAUCAGUAACCUAAAGACUAUUUCCUGUUUUCUCCUUUUCCCUUUUCUGGGUUAUGGUAUUCCAUAUCUGAAUGCAGAAGUACCCCGUUACCAUUUUAAGAGGUACUUUGUUCAUUUAUUUAAUCCUCCUGAUUUGCAGCCAUUGCCCAAGCAGAACUGUAUUGCAGACAUUUGGCAUUGAGUAGGACAACACCUCUCAGCUAUACAUUGAGGGGCUUUAGAGCAUCCAUGUGGGCAGCCUUUUUUUGUGCGGUAGGGCAGGUAGUGCUCUUCCAUAUGUAAUCUAAGCAGAUAUUAAUUACUUCAUGUGAUCAUGAGCAAGGAUGAAUAAUAUCAUGUCAGUGAAUAUUUUUAACAAAUUUGUUAGGGUUGGUGACAUCACUUAAAGAUUAUUUGUCUGUGUUGUCAGGUGGUUCAGGCUUAUUGAUACCCAUAGUCGGCACUGGAUGCUCUCAACGAUGUUAAGUAAUUGUCAAGCAGCAAUUACCUACUGUGUUCUUAACACUGAAUUGUGAAUUUUUUAUAAAGAAGUACUGUAGUCCUGAAUAUUCCUUUAACGAAACUGCAGUGAGCCUAUCAACAUUUUUUUUUAAUUAAGGCUUUUAAAACAGAAAGCUGAUGCUUGAUCUUGCACAAUUUUUAUGUCUAGUAUGUAUGCUUGAGUCAGUAUGUACGUGUGAGAGAUUAGAGAAAAUUUGAGUCAGCCUGGUUUAUAGUGUGAGUUUAGUGGGUUAAAAUACCCUACACCCAUUUUUUCCCUACCUAUUUCAUAUCUGUAAGAUUUAGGAUAUGUUUUCUGAGAAUUAGUCUGUCUGAUAGAGUGUAAGUGACAAAAAAGUUCAUUCCUGAGAAUCUCAGAACAAACUGGAGUUUGGAUUGUGUGGGGUUAUAUUGAAAUUCUCUUAAAGAGAACCUAAGAAACAAUGAAAAAGUUUUGCUACACAUAAAUUGCCCCAUCCUUCAAUCUACUUUGACCCAGCGUUAGCCCACUUUUUGGUACUAAAUGUCCUGUGAUCGUUGUAAGAUUUCUUGAAAUACAGUGCUACCUACUAUGCAGGAAAAUUGAAGUGGGUCAGAAAGAAAGAAUUAGGUGUACCGUGAAGGGAAAAGAAGAAAAAUAGGCAGAGAGAGGAUGGAUGAUCCAGGAAUCUUUCAUUCGAAAAGCUAGAGGAGCAGCAUCCCAGGGGUCUGACUUUUGACAUCAAGGAGGUUUAGAAAGAGUUGUUGAUGUAUUAAGGUGGAAUCAGAAAAGAAGGGAAAUUCAAAGAAGUCUUAAAAGGAUUCAUAGCAAUCUAAUGCAUCUGUGAGUAGAGGAAUACAUGUUGAUGAUGCAUGGCUUUAGGAAUUAUAAUUACAGGUUCCUUUCGCUUUGUGGUAGAUUGCUUUUAAAGGUAUUUAAUUAGGCCACCUUUAUAAAGCACUGAUUAUACAUAAAAAACACAAAAGACAGGUUUUAUAAAGAUUAUGAAUUUUUUCUUAUUUCCUUACCUAAAUGAAAUUUUUAUUUUAUUUUUGCAAAGAAAAGGUCUUUUUAUCUUUCCCUGUUGGGAGCCUCCUCAUAUAGUCUUUCCUUGUGUGUGCCAUGCAGGUUACUGGGAGUCCAAUUAGAAUUUACAUUUUAGAGAAUGAAUUAUUUUACCCUACUCAAACAGUCACUCUUUUGCCAUUUCAUUUAUUUACAGUUAUCAAAUAAUUCAGGACUCUACCUUAAUAUUUAUUGAAAAGCCAAGUUUAGUAUAAGGAGGUUUAUUUAUGAACUGCCAAAAGACCUUGUGACAUGGUCCUCAAGGGAAAAUUAUAUAGUAAGCUUCCCAUAUGUGCCCUUAGAAGGAAGAAUUAUUAUUUUGGUUCUUUCUUAGAUUGGUUAGUUGGUUUGUUCCCAGAUAAAAAUUCAUGAGCAUGGAACCACUAUUGUGGAGAUCUGAGCUUUCCUAAAACAUAAAUGUUUGUAUGGGUGGCAGCUUCCACGGUGAUAGAAAUACCAGGUCUUUGCAUAAUAUACUGAUGAAAACAGAAAGUAAACAAAUUCUUUUUAAGGGCAAGUAUUCUAGGUUACUACAUGUACCUCUCUCUUCCUCCCCUCCCCCCUGCCCCCAGAUGCUUACAAUUAAAACUGCAGGUAUGCUUCUAAGCUGAUGAUGCAGUAUGCUGCUAACAUCUUGAUGCUGAACUUCACAGCAUUCUUUGAUCAUCAUCUUAUUGCUGAUGUAUUCAUACAUAUAUGUAGUAUUUAACACUGUAGAAUUUUAUUACAAAAAUGCUAGCUAGAUUUUAGGAGAGUUGAGGGAAUAAUUGAAGAGUUUAGGUAACCAUGCAUUGAAAUGAUUAUUUUAUAUUAAAGCCACAGAGUUGAAGAAACAUGCUUCCUAUGAUUUAAAUUGUCAUUUUAUAGCUUUUAGUCCAUUACUACCAAAGAUGACAUUUACAGAUUCUCCCUCCCUAUUCUGAUAUAAUCAGAAGUUGAAUUGUAGUAUCUUUCUUGAACAUGAACCAAAUGUUAACAAAAAAUGCAAUUUUCAUGAUUCUUUUUGGAUGAAAUAUAUGGACUGAGAUUUUGAUCCCUUGAAGUUACUGAAAACUUAGAAAUUUUCUUUUUCAGAGGCAGGGUAAAGAGGUGAGGAUUCAUGUCAUGUAAUCCCUCCCCUUUUGGGAAAAUUUUAUCUCAGGUAUUUUUCUUUCCCUAAAUAGGAUACCUGUGCUUUCUGCCCUCUUACCUCUCUAAUUUAUUCUUUAUUGUUCCAUGAUAUUGCCAUGGCACAUUUUGCCUGAGGAAAGGUGGAUAAAUUGAUUAUUUUAUAGGAAAUCUAGCUUUUUUGGAACACCAUAUUGGGAGGAGAUGGCUAGUCAGCUGCUUUCAAAACUUUAUACUGUAUUUAGAGGGGAAGAAGAAUUGGAGUUAAAUUGGGACACAUCAGUAAGAGAUAGCAGUAGCAAAAAGUAACUACUGGCUGCAUUUUAAAGGAAUAAGAAAAAAAUUUAUCCUCUUGCAAUGAGAGAUCUGUAGUUUUUAACCACUGGAUGUCUUCCUUGUUUUGUAGCCAUCAAUAUAGCUACUCUGUUUAGAGAAAUUCCCUCUCUGCUAUGCCUUGAGCUAAAUCCAUGGCUGCUUUUAGAACAGAACCCAUAAAUGUGGUUUUACUCAUCCUCCGCUUUGUGUUCUCAUUGAAACAAGGAUCGCCUUCUUUUUGCUAUUCCAGCUGCUAGAGUGCUGAAAUACAUUAAGAAAAAAAAAUCUCUGAAUUCUUACUUGACUUGCCUUCUAGAUUCUUGUUACUUUUACUUGCAUUGUGACUGUUGAGCAAAUAUACUACAAGCAAUAUGCCAGAAAUAGUGCUGCCAUGUAGAGAAAGUUAAAGAGAAACUAUGGGCAUAAGGUUUGUUUCUGUCUCACAACACUGGGGUUUCACCCUGGUAAGGGCAUCAGUUACCUUUCUGGAAUAAAUUAUAGGUGGAGUUUUAGCACUCAUCACAGAGAAUGCUGUUUCAUAGUUCAUUUGAGUUCCAGUCCAUCAAAUGCAGGAAAUCAAAGUUUUGGUAUCAGUUUCUUAGAUCUUUUAAAUUAGGCCUCUCCUACAUAAUUUCUACUCUCAUUUAUACUUGGCAGCAUGACAUUGUACUUUUUAUGAUUAAUUUAAUGAAAAUAAACACCACGGUAAAUGAUAAUAGUCAUAAUAACAUAGUUACUAAGUAUGAGAAGGGCAGAAGCCCUAGUAACCACAUAUUUUACCUGGAAUCUUAUGCAAGGGUACGUGCUAGGUGGCUUUAUUCAGAUUGGGGUACAGAGGGAAUCAUUUCGUGACUUUCAGUCUGGUCAAUGUAUAGAGAGUCAAAGAUUUAAGAAAGUGCCUUGUGUUUGUUGGAAAAUAUUAAAACUCAUUUGGGUGAAAGCUUCCCAGAUGGUGAUAAUUGCACCUCUGCCUUUUCCUUGGAAUACUUUUGGAUUGAACCAAGUAGUAUAAAAGUCCAAAAUUUCCCUGGUUCACUUUUGUGUAAAUGUGUGUGUAUAACUGUUCAUAUUUGACUCUUUUUCCAUUUUAACAUAUGAUGGAAAGCCAGAGUUACCCGACAGAUUCUCAUUCUUUCUUGGUUCUGGUUCCAUUUUUAACAUCAGGUUUCUUUCUCAAAUCUUAUUUAUGCUAUCUCUCUGAUUUAAUUUAUUUAUUUCUUGUCAAGUAUGGUCACAUAAAGACCAGGUCUUGGUCACAGUUAGUUCAAAAGAAUUUCCAUUUCUUCUUAAGGUAUUCAAUAAAUUACCUUUAUUUUGAAAUGGAAGUUUUUCAAGUUAUUAUUUGUUAGCUUUCUCAAUGAAUAUAAAAAUGUUAAAUCCUUAAUAUGGAACUCAUCUGAACCUUUUAUGGUAUAUUUGAAUAAGUUACAUUUUCUUAGUUGUAGAGGAACCAUGGAUAUUUUAGUUUUUGCAGUACCCAGAAUUUUAAAGAUUCGUUUUUGUUUUGUUUCUGGUUAGCAGCUUCUUUACCUGAUACCACAGGAUAAAUCAUGUUUAUUAUCCUAGCCACCUCCCCCCAAAUUGUUUUUCACUAUUUUUUUAAGUUAUGUGAUGACCAUUAGAUUCUCACAAUGGCAUGUAAUUGACAAGAACUAUGGAUAUUUAAAAAGAAGGUAAACAAUUUUACUUUUUUUUACUGUGAUUUUGUAGUAGAAAUGGUCUGUAAAAGAAAUAUCUGUAAACCAGAAAGCAUUUAGGAGAUUGUGUAUUUUAUAGGUGGUGAUGGUGAUCUUCAAGAUAUAAGAUUCAGAAUAGUUUAUACAACACUUUUUCUCCUGAUAUGAAGUUUUUAUUCAUUUUCCUACAGCUGAGCACCUUUGUUAUUUCUUGGACUGUUUUAGGGAUUAAUAUUUUAAAUUUGCUUUAUUUGUGCUUUUCAGAGUUGUCAUAAUCAUGGCAGCUGUGUCUUGCAUUGUGUCAUAAAUGCUGGAAUUCAUGGGAAAUUUACCAAAUGAUUGCCUAAGUGUUAUUUCUCAUUAAAUAGGGUAGCUGUCACAGUAACCUGAAGAAAACUGAUGGCUGUUUUGUGUAUUUUAUGACUAGGGUUCAUAGUAUUUUCAUUUAAAGGCAAAGGAAAGCUUUCUGUCUUAAUUGCUCUGUGACCAUUAAUCUCUGUGCAGAAGACAGCUUAUUUUGUUACGCUAUCUUGCAUAACAAAAUAAGUCACAUUCUGAACAACGAAAAAAACAGACUGGAAUUGUUAUUUUUUUUGUUUGUUUCUUCUUUGGAACACCCUUAUUUAAGAGUCGGCGCUCCUUGCUACCAUAAGCUCGUGGUUGUCAGCAAGAGAAUUAUUUGUAGUCAAAUAAUAUAUUUUUUUUCCCAGGUUGGAAUUGCCUUCCCCUUCUAGGUUAUCUCUCCUUGCUAAUAUUUGUGAUAACAGGAAAAUGAAUGUGUAAAAGCAAAUGUAUUCAACUAUUUUAAUCAAAUGUGGGCUCAGAAUCUUUUCAGUUAUUUGAAUUAUCUAUAGCUGUAUUAUUUUUUUACCAUGUGUUGUCAGAAUCUGCCAAAGUUAAGAGUAAAGAGGGAAAAGAUAAAUAAUAAAAAUAGAUGAGGGAAAGAAAAUGGCUUCUUUCCUUAUUCAUACUAGUAAUCCAUAUAUUUAAUGACCUAAAAAUGAUACUUGUUUUUGAAAAUCCAGGUUUGGUACCUGAAGCAUAGAAACAUUGCCUUUCCUACACAUUCCCUAUUAUUGUUCCCUUCAGAAAAUUAUUGUAAAGGCUUAUGAAACUGUAUUAAAUCCCCAUAUUCAGUUUGGCCCAAUUUUUAAAAAUAAAUAUUUGAACUCCAGCUUUUGUGUCUUUGGUGUACAUCAGCACCCUUGCAGAUCAAGGAUCUGAAAGAAACUGGAGUUUAGCCACCUUUGUAUUCCCUUUGCAUAUUGGUAUAGUAGGUGGCAUCAGUAUGCACUUCAUGCAAUGUUAUAGCACCUUAUGGAAGUAAGUAGUUUAUUUAUUAUAGCAAGAAAAAGUUAAGCUCCAACUCUGUCGAAUAAUUACUUUGCAGAGUGUAAAGCUAUCAUAUAUUUUCCUAAAGGAUUUAUUCCUUCAUUCUUAAUUCUUUUUUUGAAAAUUCUUAAAUAUCUUAACAUUCCUUUGUAUCCUCCAAACAGUGUCAAAACUGGGGUAGAAGGGAUUUUUCCCCAUUAGGGCUCUAUCUUUGCUACCUUUUGAUUGCUCUUAGAAAUCCAGUUAUGAUCAAUAAAUUUUAAGUUUAUGGCCUUCUAUGUCAGCACUGGAGUGGUUGUGAAUAUUAAAACCCUACUAUUUUCUUCAGUGAUAUAUAACUGUUAUGUUUUUGUUAAGAAGGUAUGGUUAGAAAAAAACUGAAAACUCACUUAAACCAAAGCCACUUAUAAGGAGUAUUCUCUCCUGUUGGUUUAUCUUCACCUCAGAACUACAAAAUAUUACAAUACCUAGUGAAUAGUUGUUACAUUUCUACCAGUUGUUUCAAUAGCAUAUUGGUCUUGGCAUUUCUUGGCACUAUGGUUCUUUGUUCUUGGUGACGUCUUAAUGUUUGUGAAUUUUUUUUUUUAAUUACUAAGUGGGACUAUAAAUGUAGAUGUGUGUCAAUACCAAGUAGAUUUUUUUCUCAAAUCCCUUAAUUGCUGGUUUCCAUUCAAGUUUUUUAAACUUGUUUUUUUUUCCCUGCUAAAUAACAAAGAAAUUUUAUUUACCACUUUCCUAUAUAUCUGAAAAGUAUGAACACUCUGCAUUCAGUUGACUGUUGCGUAUAAUUUUUUGCUGGACACUUUCUGUAAACACAAUUGCCUUGUUCAGUUUUGCUGUAAACUGACUUAUAAGAUGCACUGUUGAUAUGCUUUCUGAUGUGUUUGAUAAGGGUGAUAAAAUAAAGCUUUAAAAAUAAA